Molecule: messenger RNA, 1890 nt
Organism: Bacillus rossius redtenbacheri
Lineage: Eukaryota; Metazoa; Arthropoda; Insecta; Phasmatodea; Bacillidae
Product: transcription initiation factor TFIID subunit 4-like
Exons: 12
Coding region: 1-1890 (629 amino acids)
Source: RefSeq, a predicted model, not a curated record
AUGAUUCACGGGCCCAGAUUAACGCCGGCCCCGCCGCCGAUAGCCCGGCUCCCGACGGGUACCACGCCGGGUACCACAGGCAAGAGCGUGGCGCUACUGCCAGCCUCGCGGUAUGAUUCACGGGCCCAGAUUAACGCCGGCCCCGCCGCCGAUAGCCCGGCUCCCGACGGGUACCACGCCGGGUACCACAGAUUAACGCCGGCCCCGCCGCCGAUAGCCCGGCUCCCGACGGGUACCACGCCGGGUACCACAGGCAAGAGCGUGGCGCUACUGCCAGCCUCGCGGUAUGAUUCACGGGCCCAGAUUAACGCCGGCCCCGCCGCCGAUAGCCCGGCUCCCGACGGGUACCACGCCGGGUACCACAGAUUAACGCCGGCCCCGCCGCCGAUAGCCCGGCUCCCGACGGGUACCACGCCGGGUACCACAGGCAAGAGCGUGGCGCUACUGCCAGCCUCGCGGUAUGAUUCACGGGCCCAGAUUAACGCCGGCCCCGCCGCCGAUAGCCCGGCUCCCGACGGGUACCACGCCGGGUACCACAGAUUAACGCCGGCCCCGCCGCCGAUAGCCCGGCUCCCGACGGGUACCACGCCGGGUACCACAGGCAAGAGCGUGGCGCUACUGCCAGCCUCGCGGUAUGAUUCACGGGCCCAGAUUAACGCCGGCCCCGCCGCCGAUAGCCCGGCUCCCGACGGGUACCACGCCGGGUACCACAGAUUAACGCCGGCCCCGCCGCCGAUAGCCCGGCUCCCGACGGGUACCACGCCGGGUACCACAGGCAAGAGCGUGGCGCUACUGCCAGCCUCGCGGUAUGAUUCACGGGCCCAGAUUAACGCCGGCCCCGCCGCCGAUAGCCCGGCUCCCGACGGGUACCACGCCGGGUACCACAGAUUAACGCCGGCCCCGCCGCCGAUAGCCCGGCUCCCGACGGGUACCACGCCGGGUACCACAGGCAAGAGCGUGGCGCUACUGCCAGCCUCGCGGUAUGAUUCACGGGCCCAGAUUAACGCCGGCCCCGCCGCCGAUAGCCCGGCUCCCGACGGGUACCACGCCGGGUACCACAGAUUAACGCCGGCCCCGCCGCCGAUAGCCCGGCUCCCGACGGGUACCACGCCGGGUACCACAGGCAAGAGCGUGGCGCUACUGCCAGCCUCGCGGUAUGAUUCACGGGCCCAGAUUAACGCCGGCCCCGCCGCCGAUAGCCCGGCUCCCGACGGGUACCACGCCGGGUACCACAGAUUAACGCCGGCCCCGCCGCCGAUAGCCCGGCUCCCGACGGGUACCACGCCGGGUACCACAGGCAAGAGCGUGGCGCUACUGCCAGCCUCGCGGUAUGAUUCACGGGCCCAGAUUAACGCCGGCCCCGCCGCCGAUAGCCCGGCUCCCGACGGGUACCACGCCGGGUACCACAGGCAAGAGCGUGGCGCUACUGCCAGCCUCGCGGAGCGGGUUCUGGCGGAGUUCCACGCGGUCGAGUGCGACGACUUCCCCCAGCUGACGGGGCUGAAGCAGAGCCCUCUUAGGCCUUGGCAACUGCAGAGAGACAAAAUUAACAACGCAGAAGUGGUGAUGGAGACUCAGACCGUCAGCACCACGGAACUAGUCGGGAAGCACCCUGAGCAGACUUCAAACAUGUGCGACAAGAAGACGGAGCCACCUGCAGCAAUGCACCAGGAAGCGUCACAUGCGGCGUCGUCACUGGAGACGGCGGCGGUGACGUCGCUCCAGGGACCGGCCCCGGGACCAAGGAGAGACAGCGCAGCCGGUCUCAGCGGCCGUCGACGCGACAGCCGCAGCAGGCUGGCGGGACACGUGGCGGCCAGCGAGCCGGCGUGGCCGCCCGAGCAGUUGCGGCGUCUGCCGCCAGGAGCGCCCGCGCGCCACUCCGGCUAA